GGCUAUUAUUAUCGAGAUGAUGCAGCAGAAACUGAAACCCACAAGGGCGUCAUACAACUGAUCACAUGAGCAAGAGAGAGCGAACUUAUUGGUCGUUCAUUGUUACGGAUUCAGGCAAAAAUAUCGGGGUGGCACAGGGCUGACCAUAUUGGCACGACGAAGGCGAGAUUGGCAAAGUCAAGGCAAUUUUCGGAACUCAUUUUUAAGGUAAAUCUUUUCUUUCUUUUACGUUUUUUGAAAGCUUUAAAUAUUCUACCCAAAUAGAAAGGUUGUAAUCUGUUCAGGAAACUUUUUAAUUCGGGGAUGCAAAGCUGUAAAUAUCGUUGCGCUCGACUGGGUUGUCGCUCGUUCUUGCCUGCCAGUGUUGUUCUGAUAGAGCUCAAUUAGUAUUCAAAGCUACUAACUGUGUGCUCAAGGGAUGCAACGAAAAAUUGCACUUUAAGUCAUGCUUCAUCGAUUUGAAAGAUGAGGACAUUUGCUUGGUUUGCUUGUCGAAAUCUAUAGCCGGAGGAAGGUUGCUUUCCUUCCAAAUUUUCGACAUGGAUUCUCUCACGCUCGUUGCAAAAUAGUUAUUCUUCGAUCAUAAAGCUUUACAGAGAAUGUUGCGACAAAGUUAAAUAAAAAUCGCUUUGUCAGUUUAUCGCAUGAAUACUUUGUAGCGGCGGAAGGCUAAGCUCAUGUCACACUGUUACAGCUGUGUUUUUCAACCUAAUGCCUUAUUGAUUCGUGCUCAGAUAUUUGUUUAGAGAGUGUACAGGAUUUGAGACAAUUAUCUGUUGUCAUGUAUGUCUUCUUGUCUGGAUGAACUAGCCAUCAAUUAAUUUCCAGAGACAAAAUUCAGUUUUAGUGAAGCCGUAAUUACGAGCGACCAUUAAAAAAAAACAUCUCACAGUAUCACUAAAUUGGCAAAUCAAAUUAUCUGAAAUGACGUUGUAAUAACUGUUUGGUAGACACUGAGGAUAAUUUAUUUUGUGAUGUAAGGAGUGAAAAUGUAGAAUUAUUUUUGGACUUGCCUAGUAGGCCCUCAGAGGAUUGUCUGUUCCAGUUGUCGAAUUUUAUCCUCUUUAUAGGAUAUCAUCAUGGUAUCAUAUGCAUCAGAAUCAGUCCUUGAGAGCUGCCCAGCUUUUAAAGAUGGCUGUCCUUAUUCUAAGAUUACGCAAGACCUUUUUGUGGAAGAAAUCAAGAAAUGCCCUGAGUUCAAACAAGGGUGCCCCUUUAAGAACACAGACAAUGUAAAGGAUAUCCUGAAAGAACUUUCCAAGAUGCCAGAGAUAAAACAUCACUCAGGAUCAACACAUGAACAUCUACUUCACAUGCUGAAAGCCAUUCACACAGAGUCUAAAAAGCUGGAAGAGAAGGUUGGAGAGUGUCCUGCAUUCAAGACAGAGGAAGGUUGUCCUUUCAAAGAUGCCAGCAAGGAAGGAAAACCUUUGAUAGACCCACCAGCAGCUGUGUUAGAAGGUUUUACUGCCUCUGAUGUCAGUAAACUGAAGGAGAAGUGUCCUGCUUUCAAAGAAGGGUGUCCAUUUGCCAACAUAGAUAAUGAAGCUCUUUUGGAAAAAAUUAAGAAAUGCCCUGAGUUUGAAGAAGGAUGUGCCUUCAAAGAAGCCAAAACAAUCGAAGAGAUCUACAAUAAGCUGUCACAGAUGCCAAGCAGUGACAAGGACUGCCACCAUAAAGAAGCUCUGAUGGAGACCAUGAAAGUCAUUCACAGUGUUGGCCAUGAGAAAGCUGACAAGUGUCCAAUCCUUCUGAAGGAUGGUUGUCCAUUCAAAUCUGUUGAGAGUGAAGGAAAGCCACUUUUCAGUCCAGCAGAAUCUGUAUUGCCCUCAGAGUCUGAGUCAGAAGAGCCUUCUACCCAUUUUGUUAACCUCAAGGAUUUAAAAGAAACUUGCCCAGCAUUUGCAUCUGGAUGUCCAUUUGCAAAAGUUGGUGACAAACAGUUGGAUGAAGAGCUGAAACAGUGUCCUGAAUUCAAAGAUGGAUGCCCUCAUAAGGACAGUGAAACUAUUGGAGAUAUUUACAAAAAGCUUGCCAGUCUUCCAUCCUUCUCUGUGCAGGGAUCACAUGGUGCUAAGCUCGUAGAAAUUUUCAGGUACAUACAUGAAGUGUCCAAUGGACUGAAAGAGGAAAUGGGUGAGUGUCCCAUGUUUGCAACAGUGGAAGGAUGUCCAUUCAAGACUAUCUGCAGUGACGGCAAACCACUGGUUGACAAGCUGGAUGGUCAACGUUGGACCAAGAUUUUCCAGAGUUCAAUUGAUGACAUCAAAGAAGAUGUCAAUAAAGAAAUUGAGGAAACAGAACCAUCUAUUCAUCUGUCAAAGGAGUUGAAGAAAGGCACCAAAGUUAUCCACAGAGAAGCAGAAAAUAUUCACUUUGUAAAGGAGUUUGCCAAGGGAAGGAUUGAGAGACAGUGGUAUAAAGAACUUUUGGCUGAUCUUUACUUUGUGUACAGGUAAGUUCUAUACCUAUAUAUAUAAACCUGUUGUAAUUACGGCUGCUACAUUUUCUCAGGACACUCUACUUUCCACCCAACCUCUCCCCUCUUAAUUCCUAUCUAGGAUAGAAACAUCAAUGUGGGGUUGUUGUGAUCCUGCCUAUUGUCAUUCCGCAAUGAAGAUUGAAUUUUUCUUUAAUUGCCUAGUGUUGACUGCUGUGUAUGGCAGCCAUUGUUAUUUUCAUCUCAAAAUUUAAUAAAUUGUAGAAGACUAACAUUAAUGAACAGGGAAACAUACAGAAAAAAAAUUUAGAAAUUUCAAUCCAUCUUGUAAAAGUGCAGAUCAAAAUAACAAUAUCUAGAGAUAUAUUGUGAGCCCAAACCUCUACUGCAUGCCAUAGAGUCAUAGCAAAUCAUUUAAUAGGUGUUUGCAAGGGAUUUCAUUUGCAGAAUUUUACUUAGUAGGCAGACAACCCUAAGACUGAGGUACAAUGCCAAUUGUAUCACUGCUAAUUACCCACUCCCCCUUUCUAUUUCAGAGCACUUGAAGAAGAGAGUGAGAGACAUAAAGAUCAUGAUCUGUUCAAAGCAGUGCAUUUUCCUAAAGAGCUUGGUCGUUUGCAGUCCUUGGAAGAAGAUAUGGAGUUUUAUUUUGGUGAGGAAUGGAAGGAGCAAGUUCCAAUGUCUGCAGCUACAAAAGCCUAUGUUGACAGAAUCCAUGAAGUAGCUGACAAGGAUCCAGCUCUGUUGAUAGCUCACCAUUACACCAGGUACCUGGGGGAUUUGUCAGGUGGACAAAUUUUAAGAAAAAUGGCCACUAAAGCUAUGGAUCUCCCAAGUACUGGAGAAGGAGUGCACUUUUAUGUCUUUGAUAACAUUCCUGAUGCUAAGAAGUUUAAGAACAAGUACAGAUCCUGCCUUGAUGAACUCAGCAUUGACAAAGUGAAAUCAGAUGAGAUUGUUAAAGAAGCAAAUUAUGUUUUCCUGCUCAACAUUCAUUUGUUUCAAGAGAUAGAUGAUAUGGCUGGAUUUGAAGAUCAGGUUACCAAGAAGAAAAAGAAGCUGACAGUUGAAGAGGUUUACAGUAGCAUUGACACCAGUAAAGAUCAGGCUCAUGGGGUGUGUCCAUUUGCAGUCAUGGCCAAAAAACCUGCACAAGGAAACACAACAGCUCCAAGAAGUGAAGGAAGGAAUGUUCAUCCAGUGCUUCUGGCGGUAAUUAUUGCAAUUGCAGCCAUUCUGCUAGGGCUGGUGUUCACCAAAAUAAUGUGAAACAGUACAAUGUUGUGUUGCUUGUAUUGAAAACAGUGCUUUCAAAACAAAUUUAUAUGACAAUAGAAAAACAUUUUGAUCCUUGAUUUAAUUCAGAUUAACAGUUUUAAUAUUACAGUUAUUAUUAAAUGAGAGUACAAGAUGAAGGUGUUCCUUAGUGUGGAGGUUUGAGUGGAGAAUACAGGUGAUCUCAAGUGAGGAAUUGAAGGUAUCAAAGAACUAGUUUUUUGUUUUUGGUAUUUUCAAAUUUAUAAUUUUUGACCAUCAUGGCUAACUUUCAGUAGAAGUAAUUGAAGCAUCCAACUCAAAAAUAAUUUUUGAAUAUGCACAGUGAACUUGAUGUUGCCAGAAUAGGACACUGUCAUGAAAAAAAGUUAUUUUAGUGAAAGUAAGACAAUGAAUGAAGGCAUCAAUAAAGAAACUGGAUGACGAUUUUUUUAUGAGGACUUAAAAGAAGCAGAUGAUCCUAAGGGGUUAUCAACCCUACUGCUGAAACUCUAGUAAAGACAAGUACAUUUAGAUUCAGAAUUUUGGGUAAUGAUGAUGCAGUAUCAUUUUUCUACAAUUUAUAAUUCCUUUACAUGUUUAUGGGAGCUAUUAAAUUUAGAGUGAUAGUUUAAUGUGCAGCUCUCAUAUUAUUUUGAAGAAUAGUCCUGACAUUUGAAACAAUUUAUAUAUAUUUAUAUAACGAUUUAAUGAAUAUGCUAAUCAGUUAAUAUAUAGUCAGAAAUAUGCAUUGGAAGUUAUUUCAAAUCAAUUAAAAUUAUGUCGCAUAGAAAUUGUGGAUUCUUCUUUUGUACUGUUUCCUGGUGAAGGAAAUGUUUUUCCCGAUGAACCCAUUACACCCUGAGAUCAGUAUCAAUAUUCUCCAUACCCCUCUCUAUACAUUUCUUUUAUUUCCUUCAUUCCCAUGAUUCAAUAGAAUUACUGUAGGGAGAAAUUAUAUGCUGGUCACUCUCAGGGUUAAAAGGGCCUUGAACCAAUUUUCAUCUGUACCAGUGAUUAAAUUGUGAACCACGAUGGAAAGUUAACUUUAAAUGUGAUGACCAUAACAAAACUUUGUAUCUCAAAGAAUACUGGAUUUUCACCGGUAUCUUAUAAAAUACUCGCGUUGAACAAGAAUAUAUUUCAUGGUUCAGUAGAUUUUAUGCAAUUUAACUUUUUUCUCUUAUUAAUUUCAAAUGAAACUUCUAGAGACUGAAUAGUAUCACUCAACAAGGGUGAAGUCAAAGCUGUUAAGUACUUUAAGCUUGGAUUAGAAUAAAUGAGCUUGACAUCCGC
Pocillopora meandrina is the source of this 4990-nucleotide messenger RNA. NCBI's taxonomy places the organism in Eukaryota, Metazoa, Cnidaria, Anthozoa, Scleractinia, Pocilloporidae. The record is from the annotation of a GenBank genome assembly.